Molecule: messenger RNA, 1787 nt
Organism: Mastomys coucha (southern multimammate mouse)
Lineage: Eukaryota; Metazoa; Chordata; Mammalia; Rodentia; Muridae
Gene: Tgif1
Product: TGFB induced factor homeobox 1
Exons: 4
Coding region: 476-1294 (272 amino acids)
Biological process (GO): regulation of transcription by RNA polymerase II
Molecular function (GO): DNA-binding transcription factor activity, RNA polymerase II-specific; RNA polymerase II cis-regulatory region sequence-specific DNA binding
Source: RefSeq, a predicted model, not a curated record
GGGAGGAAAGGCCCCAAAGGAGAAACCAGUGUGGCUGCUGAGGGAUGAGGGAUGAGGAUGGUAGUCCUCCCACGGGCAGGCAGGCAUGAUCCUGCUUCUGGGUUCCGCCAGCCUGGAGAGGGACCGGAGUUCUCGGCCCCCAGAACCAGGGCUGUGGAGCUGGAAGCGCCGAGGUGCGCCGAGUGGAGCGGGAAACAAAGGAGCCGAGUAGGGAGGGGAGUGAGUUGGGCCAGGGAGAGCCCCCGGCUGGCUGCCAGAAGAUCCCGGCUGGAGGAAGCCCAAGUGUCACUUGAAUUCCAACCCAGAAGCCAGCGCCUGAGACCCGAGCACCUUGUUUAGCAAUAGUGGUUGGAACACUCUCUUGUAAGUUACCGGAGCACCAGUGAAGGAGGAUCAUCCUCUACCCCCCGCCACUCCACUGCGGCUGGCUCCUAGAAACCCCAGCUUCACUUCUCGCUGGGACUCGAGUUCCAGAAUGAAAAGCAAGAAGGGUGUUGUUGCAGCGUCUGGCAGUGACUCUGAGGAUGAAGACAGCAUGGACAGUCCUCUGGACCUUUCCUCAUCAGCAGCCUCUGGUAAGAGGAGGAGGAGAGGCAAUCUGCCCAAGGAAUCCGUCCAGAUUCUGCGAGACUGGCUGUAUGAACACAGAUACAAUGCCUAUCCCUCGGAGCAAGAGAAGGCACUGCUGUCGCAGCAGACUCACCUGUCCACACUACAGGUCUGUAACUGGUUCAUCAACGCCCGUCGCAGGCUCCUCCCUGACAUGCUGAGAAAGGAUGGCAAAGAUCCAAAUCAGUUCACGAUUUCCCGCCGUGGGGCCAAGAUUUCAGAAGUUAGCUCUAUUGAAGCUGCAAUGGGUAUCAAAAACUUCAUGCCAACUCUAGAAGAGAGCCCAUUUCAUUCCUGCGUAGUUGGACCCAACCCAACCCUAGGGAGACCAGUGUCUCCCAAACCUCCCUCCCCGGGAUCCAUUUUGUCUCGCCCAUCAGUGAUCUGCCAUACCACUGUGACUGCACUGAAGGAUGGGCCUUUCUCUCUCUGCCAGCCAGUUGGUGUGGGACAGAGUACAGAUGUACAGCAAAUAGCACCCAGCAACUUUACAGACACCUCUCUCAUGUACCCAGAGGAUGCUUGCAAAUCUGGGCCCAGUCCAAACCCUCAGAGUGGUCUUUUCAACACUCCUCCCCCUACUCCGCCAGACCUCAACCAGGAUUUUAGUGGAUUCCAGCUUCUAGUGGAUGUUGCACUCAAACGGGCGGCAGAGAUGGAGCUUCAGGCCAAACUCACAGCUUAACCGUUUUCCAAACAAAACAGUUCUCCAAAAUAUGGUCCUGAUUGCCGGGGGUGAUGGCAAGAGAUGCAUUAUUUUAUAUAUUUUUCUAUUAAUAUUUGCACAUGGGAUUGCUCAAACGAAGCUUCCUGUUACUAAGAUGUCUUCAAUGGAAUAGAGUCAUUCCAAGAACUACAAACUAAAGCUACUGUAGAAACAAAGGGUUUUCUUUUCGAAUGUUUCUUGGUAGUUUCUCAUAAUGUGAGAUGGUUCCCAGUAUCAUGUGAUCUUCUCCCGACUCCUUUUUUUUUCCCAAGACUGUGCAAUACUUAGAAGCCCUCGCGCCUCUCUAUUCCCGUGUGGAACGUGACGCCCACAUACAGUCUGAUGAAUAAACUUUCAGUUUUUUGUUUGUUUGUUUGUUUGUUUUUUUAUUAGAUUCAAGCAAGUAUGAAUCUAGUUGUUGGAUACCUUUUUUCAUGAUGUAAUAAAGUAUUUUCUUUAAAAGUUAUUGCAA